Messenger RNA from Papaver somniferum (opium poppy), 2072 nucleotides. RefSeq names its product citrate synthase, glyoxysomal-like. The coding region runs from base 301 to 1842 and encodes 513 amino acids. The record is from RefSeq and is a predicted model, not a curated record. Gene Ontology annotation, biological process: carbohydrate metabolic process; tricarboxylic acid cycle. NCBI's taxonomy places the organism in Eukaryota, Viridiplantae, Streptophyta, Magnoliopsida, Ranunculales, Papaveraceae. The transcript has 13 exons. Gene Ontology annotation, cellular component: mitochondrial matrix.
CGUUUAAACUUCCUAGGAAAAGCAACCUUCAUUAUUAUCGCAUAUUCCUACAACACACCCAACCAUAUUAAAACACACAACCAUUUCAGAACCGUAGGUUAAUAAAUUUCAAUAAUGUACUAACCGUUGGAUUAGUUUCAAUUCAGUUUGAGUUAUUUCUCUGAUCAUUUUUUUCUUGAAUAAACCACCUUAUCCCACCACCCACACCCAUUUAAGAAUUCCGAUUUCAUUAAAACACGGAAACGUAAAUUAUAUAAGCAAUUUCAUUUUCUUAGCUCGAUUUUUUUUAGGUCUGAUCGAAUGGAGAGAUUUGACCCGUCAUCAAUGGUGGCAAGGGCAAGAUUAGGUGUUUUAUCAGCUCAUUUGAUUACUGAAACAACAGCACAAUUUCAACAACACUCUCUUGAAACAUCAUGUGUUUCAUCACAACAAAUGGUUCCACCUCCUGGGGAUUUGAAAGGUUCAUUAACAAUCAUUGACGAACGAACUGGUAAGAAAUAUCAAGUUCAGGUUUCUGAAGAUGGGACUAUCAAAGCUACAGAUUUGAAGAAGGUAACGACUGGGAGGUUUGACAAAGGGCUUAAACUCUAUGAUCCGGGAUAUCUUAACACGGCACCGGUCAGGUCUUCGAUUUGUUAUAUUGAUGGAGAUGAGGGGAUUCUUAGAUACAGAGGCUACCCAAUUGAAGAAUUGGCUGAGAAUAGUUCGUUUCUGGAAGUUGCAUAUCUCUUAAUGUACGGAAAUUUGCCAGCUCGAAACCAAUUGGCAGAUUGGGAAUUUGCAGUUUCUCAACAUUCAGCCGUUCCUCAGGGAAUUCUGGAUAUCAUACAGGCAAUGCCUCAUGAUGCACACCCAAUGGGAGUGUUAUGUAGUGCAAUGAGCGCUCUGUCUGUCUUCCACCCUGAUGCAAAUCCUGCUCUUACGGGUCAAGAUCUCUACAAUUCGAAACAAGUGAGGGAUAAGCAAAUCGCACGUAUACUUGGAAAGGCACCGACUAUUGCUGCCGCAGCUUAUUUAAGGAUGGCCGGUAGGCCACCUGUUCUUCCUUCCAGUAAUCUCUCUUAUUCGGAGAACUUCUUAUACAUGCUGGACUCAUUAGGCAACAGGGCCUACAAGCCCAAUCCUCGCCUAGCUCGUGUUAUAGAUGUUCUCUUCAUACUCCAUGCAGAACAUGAAAUGAAUUGCUCCACUGCUGCUGCCCGGCAUCUUGCAUCUAGUGGCGUGGAUGUUUACACAGCUCUAGCUGGUGCUGUUGGAGCUUUGUAUGGCCCUCUUCAUGGCGGAGCAAAUGAGGCGGUUCUUAAGAUGUUAAAUGAGAUUGGAACAGUCGAGAACAUCCCCAGCUUCAUUGAAGAUGUGAAAAGCAGGAAGCGCAAGAUGUCAGGGUUUGGUCAUCGUGUGUACAAGAACUAUGACCCUCGUGCUAAAGUCAUAAGAACACUGGCAGAGGAAGUCUUUUCUAUUGUUGGAAGAGAUCCGCUCAUUGAGGUAGCUGUAGCAUUGGAAAAAGCUGCACUUUCAGAUGAAUAUUUUGUUACGAGGAAACUUUAUCCAAAUGUGGAUUUCUACUCGGGUUUAAUUUACAGAGCUAUGGGAUUUCCAACGGAGUUCUUUCCUGUACUGUUUGCAAUCCCUCGCAUGGCCGGGUACUUAUCCCACUGGCGGGAGUCUCUAGAUGACCCUGAUACGAAGAUCAUGAGACCAGCACAGGUUUAUACCGGAGUGUGGCUUCGACAUUAUACGCCCGUGAAGGAACGAUUAGUGACCAGUGAAGCCGACAAGCUGGGUCAAGUAUCUGUUUCAAAUGCAACAAGACGUCGCCUAGCUGGUGCUGGAGUUUGAUUCGAGUUUAAGAAACGAAAUAGGCGACGAAAAUAAAAUAUCCAACUGUACCUUUUACCUAUAACAGAAAACAAAUAAUGUCUUCAUUUGUAUUUUAUAUUUCCUUGUAACAAUAAGUUUCCCCAAGCCUGAUGUGAAAAAUCAUUGUUUGGCAAGGACAUGAUAAGCUUUAAAACGCCAACAGCCAGUUUCACGGCUCAUCUAUAAAUGUCACCCUCAGUUGAUUUUUA